Molecule: messenger RNA, 1116 nt
Organism: Ilyonectria robusta
Lineage: Eukaryota; Fungi; Ascomycota; Sordariomycetes; Hypocreales; Nectriaceae
Exons: 2
Source: RefSeq, a predicted model, not a curated record
AUGUCAACCAUCAUCAACAACACGCGUGUGAGGAACAUCCUGGAUUGCCCGUCGACCAACGUAUCCGACCUCAUCGGAUGUCAAGGAGCAUCUGGGAGCAUCUAUUCGACGACGGAGGGGUCAUUCGACCAGGUCCUUGACGAUAAGGACUGGGAUGUCCCGACGAUGGAUGCGCAGCCCAAUGACGGCGCCACCACAGUUGUUCAUGGAUACGACAUCGCCAACUUCACCGACGGCGCAGCAGUCAUCCCCGAUUAUCCCCUCGAAGUCUGGGCCAACCGCGAAUCCGUCAACCUGAGCGCCCUGGCUCUCGGCCCCAAGUCGUCGACCCUCGAGCGCCUCGUCGACAACAACCUCGCACCCAGCUCCAUCUUCGGCCUCGACUACGGUUCCACCUCCGAGCUCUACCCCCGCGACGGGCAGCUCGUCAUCGGCGGCGUCAACGAAGCGCGCUUCGACGACAACAAGACGGGCGAGUUCGACAUGUGGGGAGCCGAUGCGCCGGCGAAUUGCCCUCUGCAGGUGCUCAUCUCCGACUUCAUUCUCACCAACGAGGACGGCGACCACUCGCUUCUCCCCGACGAGUACUCCAAGCUCUCGGCUUGCAUCGACACGAUCCAAAACUCCUUCACCCUCACCGACAGCAUGUUUGCGAAGUUCCAGGAGAUUGGCCAGCACAUCGACUCCGACGGCAAGGACUUUUGGCCCACGACAUUCCCGGCCGACCGAGCGCCGCUGAUGGGAUCAUUGACCAUUCGCCUCUCCAACGGCUACACGAGCGUCAUCCCUCACUACGAGCUCAUCAACCACCAGCGAGGCACCGACGACCAGGGCAAGUUCGCCGUCACCAACAACACCCGCAUCGCUGCCUCCGUGGCCUCGGGGCAGAGCGACCUCGGCGCCAAUGUUCCCAUUCUGGGCGGCGUCUUUCUUUCGCAGAACUACCUCAAGGUCGACUACGAAACCAAGAAGUUCUGGCUGAGCCCGCAGGUUGCGAAUGGAACCAGGACCGACAAGAUCGCAACCGUUUGCACGCAGACGGAUGACGCGGACAGCGAGAAGACUCCGGCAGCAACGCAAACACCCGAACCCUCCAGCGGUACGGGCAUGGGCGUC